AUGAGUUAUGAACAAGCGCGUGGACUCAAUCCUUCCCUAGACUUUGACAAUGCCAGGCUUAGCUUCUUCGAUGCGGGUCAGAACGCAUGUGGAUCGGUGGACACCGAUAGUGACUUCAUUGUUGCACUGAACAUUGAACAAUGGGAUGGUGGUGCGCAUUGCUACCAAACGAUAACUAUCAAUUACAACGACAAAAGCACACAAGCCACCAUUACGGAUGAGUGCCCUGGUUGUCCCUACGGUGGCCUCGAUCUGUCUAGAGGGCUCUUCGACUUCUUUGCGGAUGAGGCUGAGGGCAUUCUGUAUGGUACUUGGAACUUUGGCAACGGCGCACCCUCACCUUCCAACUCCCGGAGUCCUUCGCCUACACCCAUGCCAACAUCAUCGUCGCGGUCUUCAUCGGCUUAUGUCUACAAGCCCACGUCCACAUAUACACCACCACCACCACCUACCCCAACUUAUAGCCCUCCGCUACCGUCGUACACCGCAAGCGCCAGCUACUCGACGUACCUCGCCUUCUCAAGCUUCUGGCCAAAUUCGACGUUUAGCUCCUUCACGCCAAAUUCCACGUUCUCGUCGUUCUCCAGCACAUCUACGCCAUCCAGCACCACUGCUGGACCGACUCCCUCGGCGACACCAGUCAACACCAUAUCCUUUGAUCAAGGAAGCCUGAACCAGUUUAAUCUCGCUAUUGUUGGGCUGAGCGGCCUCGUCGAGGCGGCUAACUGGACCUAG
Laetiporus sulphureus 93-53 is the source of this 735-nucleotide messenger RNA. RefSeq lists its product as uncharacterized. The record is from RefSeq and is a predicted model, not a curated record. The coding region runs from base 1 to 735 and encodes 244 amino acids. The transcript is spliced from 4 exons. NCBI's taxonomy places the organism in Eukaryota, Fungi, Basidiomycota, Agaricomycetes, Polyporales, Laetiporaceae.